AUGCGCGGCAGGUUGACGUCUUCCCACAAAGAGUCCGAGAGCGUCUCUUCCACUGGCAAAACCGCUCACGAUCACGAACUCUCACACGUCGAAGACACGUUACACGAAUCGCCCGAGAACUGGAACAAGCUCCAUGAAUACUAUACCAAGUACCCGAACGCCUGGGCAAGGUUCCGCGGUUAUAUUCGCGAGCCCGCCGCUGAAGCCCUUGGCUGCAUGAUUCUCAUUAUCUUCGGAAACGGUGUUGAUUGCCAAGUCGUACUCUCAGGAAACACAGGCGUUGCCUCGUCCCCCAAGGGCGAGUAUCUUUCCAUCUCCUUCCUUUGGGCAGUCGGCGCUGCACUUGGUGUAUGGGUGUCAGCCGGUAUUUCCGGCGGCCACAACAACCCGGUAAUCACGCUCGCGCUCGCCAUCUUCCGUGGCUUCCCUUGGAAGAAGGUUCCGGGCUACAUCCUCGGUCAAGUGUUCGGCGCUUGGCUGGGCGCCAUGCUUACCUACGCAAACUACUUCCACGCCAUCGACAUCUACGAGGGCGGAAAAGGUGUCCGCACCGUCCCCGGCACGGCUUCCCUCUUCUCGACCUACGCACUCGACUACUUGCCCUCCGCCGCCUGCUUCUUCGAUGAGUUCUUGGGCACAUUCAUCCUCGUCGUUGUUGUCUUCGCCGUGACCGACCGCAACAAUGGUCCCCCGCCCGCUGGCCUGCUCCCCUUGGUCAUCUUCCUCCUCAUCUUGGGUCUCGGCGCUGGCUGGGGUAUGCAAACCGCCUACGCGAUCAACCCCGCCCGUGACCUCGGUCCUCGUAUCAUGACCGCCAUGGUUGGCUACGGCCGCGAGGUGUUCAACUACCGCUCCCAGUUCUGGCUCUGGUGCAUUACCUGUGGCCCGCUCGCGGGCGGUCUUACCGGCGCGCUCUUCUACGACCUCUUCAUCUUCACCGGCGGCGAGUCCUGGGUCAACCGCCCGUCGGCGGCCGCACGUCGCCACCUCGCAAAAGCCGCCCCUGGCGAGCGGGCCAACCCCAUUGCGGGCCCGAACGUGGACGCCGUUCAGGCUGUCUAA
Messenger RNA from Peniophora sp. CBMAI 1063, 1062 nucleotides. The record is from the annotation of a GenBank genome assembly. Lineage: Eukaryota; Fungi; Basidiomycota; Agaricomycetes; Russulales; Peniophoraceae.